CGAGUACCUCGCGCCCUCUUUAUAUACCCGCCCACAAUGUCCGACGCAAAGAUCCAGGAUCUGCUCAACAAACCCCGCAACGAGCUAACUGAAUAUGAAGUCUCGCUAGUCGAAGAACAUGAGCUUACUGCCGGUCCGCUAUCUCUGCUCCAAACAGCCACCCGCACCCACACACAAGUCCUGAUCUCUUGCCGCAACAACCGCAAGCUCCUCGCCCGGGUGAAAGCCUUCGAUCGGCACUGCAACAUGGUACUUGAAAAUGUCAAGGAGAUGUGGACCGAGAAGCCCAAGGGUGGCAAGGGUCGUGGCGUCAACAAGGAUCGCUUUAUCAGCAAAAUGUUUUUGCGUGGUGACUCGGUCAUCCUCGUCCUACUCAGCUAAAUGUGUGUUGCUUUGAUACGACAUGAUACAAAAUUUCUGAAAUCCCGUUUUUUCAUCAGCGAUACCUUACCUUUCCUCAAAAUGGGCGGAUACUCAGGAGACGAGAAGUCGGCGUUUUCAUGGUUUUUUUUCUUCGGGAAUGUAUAAAAGUCUUGCACGCGUUACACUCUGUGUGAAGGCAAGUAAUUAGGUAUGAAGACUGAUAAAAAUAGAUAAAAGGGAAUCAAAAAAAUUAGAAAGAUGAUA
Talaromyces proteolyticus is the source of this 627-nucleotide messenger RNA. Its product is annotated as putative small nuclear ribonucleoprotein SmD2. Gene Ontology annotation, biological process: spliceosomal snRNP assembly; RNA splicing. The coding region runs from base 37 to 381 and encodes 114 amino acids. Lineage: Eukaryota; Fungi; Ascomycota; Eurotiomycetes; Eurotiales; Trichocomaceae. The transcript is spliced from 4 exons. Gene Ontology annotation, molecular function: RNA binding. Gene Ontology annotation, cellular component: catalytic step 2 spliceosome; precatalytic spliceosome; U2 snRNP. The record is from RefSeq and is a predicted model, not a curated record.